Molecule: messenger RNA, 1422 nt
Organism: Orbilia oligospora ATCC 24927
Lineage: Eukaryota; Fungi; Ascomycota; Orbiliomycetes; Orbiliales; Orbiliaceae
Exons: 1
Coding region: 1-1422 (473 amino acids)
Source: RefSeq, a predicted model, not a curated record
AUGGCACAAACAGCAACCGAUACCCAGGUCCCUUCCACUGUAGCCUUCUCAAUCUUAGAGGAAUACGAAUCCACUCGCGAAAAGACAUGUGCGAUCUGUGGUGCCCAAACCGUUAACACCUGCAGCACAUGUCAUGGAGUAGCCUACUGCAAUGCAGCACAUGAAACUCAAGACCGAUAUUACCAUCGUCUCAUCUGCCCUGCUGCAGUCUCUAUCCCUCCUCGUCCUCCAGGUGAAAACUUGGCUGCUAUACUAGUUCUUCCAGAACAUUCAAAGACUCCAUACUACGCAUGGACCCCUUACAAACUCAACCGUCACAACCUCCCUGUUUUCGAACAAUCGAGCUGGUAUGGCGAGGGGUACAAAAGCAAACCGACGAUUAUCACUUGUCACCCUAUUACCCGUCAAACACUGCCCCAUGCGAUCAUGAUCUUCGAACCCAUUAACCCACCACCCGGUCAACAACCAUUGCGAACUACGCUGGAAAAACCGCAACCUCACACAAACCUCUGUGUCCACAAUCUAACAAACGGUGUCAACUCCUCGGCGUUCAAGGGCACUUUGUUGAUAGUCACCCUCGGGCGUACUCAAGAUAGAUCCAAAACCUGGAUUAUGUCCUUCAAACCCGAGGAUAUUCUAAUUCUCGUCGAAGAACUCAAACGACCGAGUAAUCAAAUUGCCCUUCCUGUCAAAUCCGUCAGUAUCAAGGCCGUCGCCUGUUUUCCAACUUUCGAACCCGACCUUACCUUCAAUGGUGACAACGCUAGCGACUUUAAGCACGCCGACUACGUUGCCUUUGAAUCUUUGGAUAUUCCAGUCGACCAUCCGAUCUUUACAUACCGUAGGAAAGAUCCUCAUAUCUACACUCCACCUUUGGGGGUCUCCUAUAGAUUUCCCAUACGUAUGUUUCGAUUCUUGAACUACCACGGUCUUCGCGGGAACAAGUUCGUUCCAACCCUCUUCCCGACUGUUGAUAUCAUCCAUUCAACCACUGGCACCCGUCCUUCCGCCAAACAGAGUAAAUUCAUUGCUGCCAAACUCGGAGCUGUUCUCUUCGCUCGUACUGAUGGGAAACCAUUGGAGGUUUCACAUCUUCGAGAGUUCUCGGAGUUUGUCGGUAAUGUUACUAAAACCUGGCAAGCGUAUGAUUCAUUCAUGACUACCCAGGAAAUGGCGUUGGCUAAACAUACGAAGAAUGGAAAAAUUGAAAUGAUGUAUGUUAAGAUCACGCGUGAGCAGAUGAAUAUGGUUAUUGAGAUGGAUAAGACUUUGGAAGCUAAGGCUUUUAAGGAGUUUUGGAUGGAGAAGAAUGAUGGUCGUUUGGGACCAUUUGAAGGGGUUAGUAUGGAUCUGGAUGAGGAUGGAGAGGAUGAAGAAGAUGAGAGCGAGGACGAGGGAGGUCCCGAGGAAGGUCCCAAGUGA